Messenger RNA from Suillus subalutaceus, 466 nucleotides. RefSeq lists its product as uncharacterized. The transcript is spliced from 2 exons. The record is from RefSeq and is a predicted model, not a curated record. NCBI's taxonomy places the organism in Eukaryota, Fungi, Basidiomycota, Agaricomycetes, Boletales, Suillaceae. Bases 67 to 405 code for a protein of 112 amino acids.
CCGAUAGGCCCGGAUCCGCUGGGCCGGUUUUGCCGGCGGUGGAUAUCCACGGGUACCACUAACCAAAUGGUUGGAGACGAGCAUAAUGGCAGCUGGAAGUGGGAACCCAUCGAUCUCAGGCCCUUCCUCUUCGAAAGGCCGCAUUUAUCUGCUACGGGCGACAAUCGUAAACUUUUUGCCUUCCUUCCCUGGAAUCCCACAGAGAGUCCACGCGCGCAUCGUUUUCAUGUUGAAGUCGCUAUCAAGGAUGUGACCUCUCUGGUUGACAAUCUGAGUAGCUUGUCUUGCGAUCUGAAGGCCCUAUCUUAUUUGCAUAAAGUAGGUUGGGUCCAUCGUGAUUUCAGCGUCGGGAACGUGAUUUGGGUCGUCGCUCUUCAACUAAGUCCGACUUUUCAAUACAUUUGAAAGCCACUGCAUCCCUCCCCAUUCCAUACAAACCGUGCUCGACCUCCGGACUGAUCCCUUC